AUUUUGAAUCCCUUUAUUAUUUUAUCUUAUAAAUCUAGCAAAGUGGGUAACGAAAAAAAGUUAGGAUGACAGAGCGCUAUAGCUUUUCUUUAACUACAUUUAGCCCUUCUGGAAAAUUAGUUCAAAUCGAAUAUGCUCUGGCAGCCGUAGCUUCUGGUGCCCCCUCAGUUGGUAUUAAGGCAACAAAUGGUGUUGUUUUGGCAACAGAAAAAAAACACAAAUCCACUCUUUAUGAUGAACACACAGUUCAUAAAAUUGAAACUAUCAAUAAGAAUAUUGGUAUGGUCUACAGUGGUAUGGGCCCUGACUACAGAGUCUUGAUAAAGCAAGCAAGAAAAUUGGCUCAACAAUAUGAUCUUCAGUACAGUGACAAUAUACCAAGUGGAGUUCUUGUUCAAAAAGUGGCUGCUGUAAUGCAGGAAUAUACUCAGUCAGGUGGCGUACGACCUUUUGGAGUGUCUCUUUUAGUAGCAGGUUGGGAUGAAGAUGAAGAACGACCAUACCUUUACCAAUGCGAUCCAUCAGGAGCCUACUUCGCUUGGAAAGCUACAGCCAUGGGAAAGAACUUUGUAAAUGGAAAAACUUUUCUGGAAAAAAGAUAUUCCGACAACAUUGAACUAGAAGAUGCCGUACAUACAGCUAUUUUAACUUUAAAAGAAAGUUUUGAAGGCCAGAUGACUGAGGAUAAUAUCGAAGUCGGAAUUUGUAACAAAGAUGGAUUCCGUCGGCUUACACCUCCAGAAGUUAAAGAUUAUCUUGCGGCAAUUGCGUAA
Messenger RNA from Dimorphilus gyrociliatus, 773 nucleotides. Lineage: Eukaryota; Metazoa; Annelida; Polychaeta; Dinophilidae. The record is from the annotation of a GenBank genome assembly.